Messenger RNA from Erpetoichthys calabaricus (reedfish), 2779 nucleotides. Its product is annotated as high-affinity choline transporter 1-like. Bases 123 to 1769 code for a protein of 548 amino acids. Gene Ontology annotation, molecular function: choline:sodium symporter activity. Gene Ontology annotation, biological process: choline transport; transmembrane transport; acetylcholine biosynthetic process. The transcript is spliced from 8 exons. The record is from RefSeq and is a predicted model, not a curated record. Lineage: Eukaryota; Metazoa; Chordata; Cladistia; Polypteriformes; Polypteridae. Gene Ontology annotation, cellular component: plasma membrane.
UGAGUAUUACGCCUCUGCAGACCAUCAGGUCGUGGACCUUGGAUUCUCUUCCUAUGACUGCUCACAGCUAUUUUAUUGAAAUUUUUUUGCUAACAUCCUUCAUAACCGUAGUACAGUAAGACAUGGCUGUCAACAUUCCAGGUCUGGUUGCCGUUAUCGUCUUUUACAUCAUCAUUUUGGUUAUUGGCAUCUGGGCUUCUAAAAGGUCUAAGAAGGAGGAGAAGAAAUGCUCUGGAGAGAGAAGUGAAGUGACUAUAGUGGGAGGAAGGAACCUCAAUGCCUGGGUGGGCGUUUUUACAUUGACUGCCACCUGGGUUGGCGGUGGAUACAUCCUGGGUACAGCAGAAGUGGUCUACACCCCAACACAGGGUCUGUUUUGGGCCUUAGGACCUUUGGGAUAUGCAGCCAGCUUAUUUCUUGGUGGCAUUUACUUUGUGAAGCCAAUGAGGGACAAAAAGUAUCUGACAAUGAUCGAUCCCUUCCAGGAGAAGUAUGGCAAUGUGCUAUCCAGCCUGCUUGUUGUUACCUCUGUGUUUUCAGAUGUGUUUUGGACGGCCUGCAUCCUGUCAGCAUUAGGAGGAACAAUAGAAGUCAUCUUGGACAUCUCUUCUUACCACUCCAUCCUGGUCUCUGCAGCGGUGGCUAUUUUUUACACUUUGCUAGGCGGCUUAUACUCUGUAGUCUACACAGAUGUAAUCCAGCUCUUCUUCAUUGCCAUCAGCCUGUGGAUUUGUGUUCCCUUCCUUAUGAUGAGUCCAGCAGUUACUAACAUCCUGGUGACUGCUUCAGAGGAGUUAUAUCAGAAGCCAUGGAUCACAGAAGUGGACUUAGAGCACCUUGGAAAUUGGUUGGAUGAAUUGUUCAUCAUUACCCUCGGAGGAGUGUGCUACCAGUCCUUCUACCAACGAGUUCUGGCAACAUCAAGUGUACGACAAGGGCAGAUAAUGUGCCACUUAUCAGGUGUCUUUUGCUUCAUUCUGGGGAUUCCAUCAGUCCUCAUUGGAGCCAUUGCAGCUUCCACAGACUGGAACCAAACCAGCUAUGGUUUUCCAACUCCUUUUGACAACGGGGAUGCCCGGAAGAUCCUGCCCAUUUCCUUGCAACACCUUUGCCCCAAAUUCAUUUCUGUUAUUGGUAUUGGGGCUGUAGCUUCUGCAGUCAUGUCUUCUGUAGAUUCAUCUCUCCUCAGUUCUGCCUCCAUGUUUGCACACAACAUCUACAAAAAGCUCAUCAGGAAGAAGGCAUCCGGCAAAGAGGUCCUGUGGGCAAUCAGGAUUGGGGUGCUGUUCUUUGGAGCUGUUGGCACAUGCCUGGCAUUGAUGGCACAAUCAGUGUACGAGCUCUGGAUCUUGAGUGCUGAGAUGGUGUUCUCCCUCAUUUUCUCCCAGCUGGUGUGCGUCUUGUUUGUUCCUUCUUCUAAUGGCUACGGUGCUCUGGCGGGAUUCUUCGUAGAAUUAAUUAUGAGAGUUGCAGGGGGAGAACCCUUCCUCAGAAUUCCCCCUCUUAUUCAUUAUCCCGGAGGCACAUUCAUAGAUGGUGUCUAUAUUCAGAGGUUUCCUUUUAAAACUUUAACGGUAGGGAUUUCCCUGGUGACCAUUGUGGCGGUUUCCCAUCUGUCCUAUUUCCUUUUUAACAGGGGACUACUCUCAGAGUGUUGCGAUAUAUACAGUGUCAAGGAAAAAAUCAAGAAAGAUGUGGCCACAGAAAAUGCAGAUGGGCAGAAGAUUUCUGAUAGAGAAAGGCAUGACAUGUCAGAGCUCAUGUCAUGAUUACCUGUUGCUUCCACCCUUUGAAACAACCUGCUGCAUUGAUGUCUAGCUGUGGUGUAUUGUGGUUGGGACCUAGGGUGAGCAUAUUUUUCCUUGCAGAUCCUUUACUACAUAGACCAUACCAGAAUGCUCCAAAGCCCAUCUAUUUUCUAACCCAUCUGUAGUUGUCAGCCUGGUCACUAUCAGGAUUGACUGCUGCUGCAGUUAAGAACUUACCCCUUUCUUACAGAUUAACUCGAGGUUUCCAAUUUUGCUUAAAAUGUAAUCAGAGUAUGAGUGUGAAAAUAAUGCCAGUAUAACCUGGAUAAUAAUCAGUUCAGCUUGCUUGUUUAGGUGACUAGGCGGCUCCGUCCAGCAUGGCCCGUAGAUGGAAUGGUCCAGAUACAUCAUGGUCCCUCUAUGGAUGUGAUAGCAGUAACAGCACUAUGGCUGUCUGCAUAAAUGGAGCAACAGACACAACAGCAUGCCACUGUAAACCUCUUUUGGGUUCAGCCACCACUGGGGCUGUAUUGCAUCAGCUACCUCUUUGGCACGAUUCAGCCUCUAUUCUAUCCCUGGCUUUUAUCUCGGCCACUACUAUUCUAAAACUUGUCCUCCUUCUGAAAGCUCAUAAAUUCUACUGUACCUCUGCAAUGAAAUCCAUGCUUCUGAUGUCACAAGUAGAGUUUCAAAUAAGCAGCUUUGCACUCAGUGGGAUGCAAGAUAUAGGAAAGCACUCUUGCAUAAUCAAACCAGCACCUUCAACCCCACCAACCAUAAACUGCACACCCCAGAGUAACAUAUUAACAAAAGUUCUUACUUGACCUGGUUGGGUCAGAAAUGUGGUAAACAUUUCAACACAAGCUAGCUUACAAGCUGGAUAAUGUACACAAACAACAAGCUGGAGGUGCCCCUUGAAUAUUUUUAUUUUUAAAAUAAACUUAUAGCUCAAACUUAUUUGAUAAAGACAAUUUUACAAAACAAAAAUAAUAUUAUAACCUACAAUACCAGUCAAGAUACUUGCUUUUGUC